AUGAAAACUGGGAGCUUCAUAGCCAACAAGAUCCGCUCCGGUAUAUCUAUCCGCAACCAAUGGGUACGAGAGGCCAUGGCGGAACUUCUAUCCACAUUCGUGAUGAUGAUGUUUGGUUUGGGAUCUGUCGCGCAGGUGGUUCUGGGUAAGAAGGAAUUUGGACAAUAUCUGAGCAUUAAUUUAUCUUUCGGAAUUGGAGUCACCAUGGGAAUCCACGUGGCCGGGGGAGUGUCCGGAGCCCACAUGAACUGUGCCGUGUCACUAACCAACUGCGUCCUGGGAAAACUUUCCUGGAAAAAACUCCCAAUUUACAUGAUUUCUCAAAUCGCUGGAGCGUUCCUGGCGGCUGUGAUCGUAUACUUUUUAUACUAUGAGGCUCUGUAUAAUUACAGCAAAGGAAACUUCACUACCACAGGUCCUUUGGAAACAGCCAGUAUAUUUGCCACCUAUCCGCAGCCCUACCUGUCUAUAGGGGGUGGCUUUCUAGAUCAGGUGAUCGGCACAGGGGCCCUGCUGCUAUGUAUCCUGGCUAUAAAUGAUAAGAAAAACAAUGGCGCUCUCGAUGGGACACAAGCUGUGGUUGUCGGCCUCCUGGUUACAGUUAUUGGGAUGUCAAUGGGGAUGAAUUCAGGAUAUGCUAUCAACCCUGCCAGGGAUUUGGGGCCACGUCUCUUCACUGCAGCUGCUGGAUGGGGAGUGGAAGUAUUCAGGGCCGGGAAUUACUGGUGCUGGGUGCCCAUCGUGGCCCCUAUGGUGGGUGGCCUGACGGGCGCCUUCCUGUACAAGCUGCUAGUGGGGCUACAUCACCAGCCGAAGGCGGAGGAGAAGAUGAUAUGUGAGAUGGAGAAGGGGAAUGCUGAGAUGGUGACCUAUGACAAUAUGUGAUCGCUGUAAAUCGAGGACAUUAAUACCGCAAUACAGGACUGUGACACCCUGCCGCACAGUGUACAUACAAUGUAUAUACUGUAUAAUCAACUCUGGAUCUCUCAUAUAACAGCAUUUCUCUAGGGCAGU
Molecule: messenger RNA, 1014 nt
Organism: Hyla sarda
Lineage: Eukaryota; Metazoa; Chordata; Amphibia; Anura; Hylidae
Product: aquaporin-7-like
Exons: 6
Coding region: 1-885 (294 amino acids)
Biological process (GO): water transport; glycerol transmembrane transport
Cellular component (GO): basolateral plasma membrane; plasma membrane
Molecular function (GO): urea transmembrane transporter activity; water channel activity; glycerol channel activity
Source: RefSeq, a predicted model, not a curated record